This is a messenger RNA of Vigna unguiculata (cowpea), 3507 nucleotides long. Its product is annotated as DEAD/DEAH box RNA helicase family protein. NCBI's taxonomy places the organism in Eukaryota, Viridiplantae, Streptophyta, Magnoliopsida, Fabales, Fabaceae. Gene Ontology annotation, molecular function: four-way junction helicase activity; nucleic acid binding; 3'-5' DNA helicase activity. Gene Ontology annotation, cellular component: nucleus; cytoplasm; chromosome. Gene Ontology annotation, biological process: double-strand break repair via homologous recombination. The record is from RefSeq and is a predicted model, not a curated record.
AAAAGACAUGGAGGUGCAGGAAGAAGCACUCAAAACCUGAACCCAAACACUACACCAAAAUACAAAAAGAAAUACAAAAUACAAAACUAGCGGGAACAUCGGCGGGAACUAGCUUUUUAUUUACUAAUCAUCAUAACCCAUUUUCUGUUCUUUAAGCCGUUCUUCACUCAUCUUCUGCUCCGACUCAACAAAUUUCGAAUGGAGUCGGAUUCAGACUCCGACGGAUCUCACAUCUCCGCAACUCCUCCGAGAAAUUUAAGUCCGUCACCACCGCGGCCGCCACCACCGCGGCCGCCACCACCGCGGCCGCCACCACCACCUCUCGUGGUGUCAAAUAAAUCCCGAAUCAGAAUCAAACCCUCAAAAUCAAAACCAGGUCCUUCUGGAUCCUCCAAAGCCCCGUCGAAACCCGACCCGGUCCUGGAAACCCCUCUCUCUCUUCCCACCGAUCUCCCCUUCCAAAUUCGGCGACCUUCCGACGCGCCUUCAGUUUCUUCCUCCAUCGAAACCCUCCCUGCUGGUUUCUUCUCUUCCUCCCACUCUGCUUCGUUCGCGAAGAUUCGAAGACCGCUCAUUAACCCAGAACCUUCUGUAAUCGAACCGGUUCUUACUCCCACCGCGUCCAAUUCACGCGCUAAUAGUACCGAUUCGAGGACACGCGGAAAGACGCGGCUUCCGAACCUGAUAGGUGCCAGCGCGCCUAUGCCUACUGUUAAGCCUCGACCAUGCAGCGGCGGCGAUGGGAACUUCGUGAGGCUAAACUUGAGUGGCAAGCGAAGGAAGUUCCUGAACAAGAAGGGAAAAAGCGGCGGGAAAAGAUACAAGAGAGGGAAAUUCAAAUCGCAGCACGAAAGGGAGGGGGAAGAGAAGGAUAUUGGAGAGUUGAAGCAGAGAGGGGGUUGCAAGAUUCGUGAGAUUGAUUGCGCUGUAGUGGAAGAGGCUGCGGCUGCGGCGCUUGAUGAGCCUUCGGAGGAGAAUUUGGUGAAGAUUUUGAAAUUAGUUUAUGGCUAUGAUUGUUUCCGAGACGGGCAGGUUGAGGCAAUUAAGAUGGUUCUUGCUGGAAAGUCAGGAGCGGUUGUUUUGCCGACCGGCGCCGGGAAGUCGCUGUGUUAUCAGUUGCCUGCUCUGAUCUUGCCUGGGAUUACAUUGGUCGUUAGUCCAUUGGUGGCUUUGAUGACUGAUCAGCUGAGGCAAUUGCCUUAUGUGAUUAGGGGUGGUCUUCUAUCUAGUACUCAGACACCUGAAGAAGCCUCUGAAUCACUGAUGCAGCUUCGACAAGGGGGGAUAAAGGUGCUUUUUGUUUCACCGGAGCGGUUUCUGAAUGAAGGGUUUCUGUCUAUCAUUUCUUCUUUGCCAGCCAUCUCACUUGUUGUUAUUGAUGAAGCACAUUGUAUAUCUGAAUGGUCUCACAAUUUCCGACCGUCUUUUAUGCGACUUAGAGCAUCUUUGCUUCGUAAGACACUUAAUGUUCGUGCUGUGCUUGCAAUGACAGCAACUGCUACUACCACAACUUUAGAUGCCAUCAUGUCGGCUCUAGAUAUCCCUCAGUCAAAUCUUAUUCAGAAGGCGCAGUUUCGGGAUAAUUUUCAUUUAUCAGUGUCUAUGGUCAGAAACAGAAUGAAAGAUCUACUGAUUUUGAUAAAGUCUCCUCCUUUUGCGGAAGUUCAGAGCAUCAUUAUAUACUGCAAAUUUCAGUACGAAACUGAUCAAGUUAGCAGAUAUUUGAAUGAUCACAGUAUCUUGGCAAAGAGUUAUCAUAGUGGUAUCACUGCAAAGGAACGUAGCUAUGUACAGGACUUGUUUAAUUCCAACAAGAUCAGAGUGGUUGUGGCCACUGUGGCAUUUGGCAUGGGGCUAGAUAAAAGUGAUGUUGGAGCUGUAAUUCAUUACAGUUUGCCUGAAAGUCUGGAAGAGUAUGUACAGGAGAUAGGACGUGCCGGAAGGGAUGGGAGGUUGUCCUACUGUCACCUAUUUUAUGAUGAUGAGACAUUUUUCAAACUUCGUAGUCUUAUGUACAGUGAAGGAGUAGACGAAUAUGCUGUGAACAAAUUUCUGCGUGAAGUCUUUCCUGCUGAUAAAAACUCCUGUGGGAAAAUAAUGUCAUUAAUCAAAGAAUCUGCUUCACGCAGGCUCGAUAUGAAGGAAGAGGUGAUGCUUACUCUUCUGACACGCUUGGAGUUGGGCAAUGUGCAGUACUUGCAGUUACUUCCACAGAUAAAUACAACUUGCACUUUGGCUUUCCAUAAGACUACUCCGCCAUUACUUGCCCAAAAAGUAUCUGCUAUAGCUGUAAUUCUAAAAAGAUCUGAAAAUAAGCGUGGGCAAUAUACUUUUGACAUCCCUACUGUGGCAAAUGACAUGGGGGUUACAGCAGUUGAAUUAACAAAUCAGUUGUACGACCUGAAGUUGAUGGGAGAAAUAACUUAUGAAAUGAAGGACAUGGCCUACUGUUAUAGGAUCAUUGAAGUCCCUACAGACUUGUUAUCACUAUCAGAAGAUAUUACCCAAUGGUUAUCAGAAGUUGAAAAUUGUAAGGUACAAAAAAUGGAUGCAAUGUUUAGUGCUGUAUAUUAUGCAUUAAAUCUAUGUGAUAAGAUGCAAGGUUGCAAUGGGACCAAUCACACACCAUGCUUGCAAAGGAAAAUAUUGGAAUAUUUUUCUGGAGUUGAUAAUACUGGUUUCUGCAAGAAAACUGAGGGCCAAAGCAGUCCUUUCCUACGAGCGGAUAUAAAGGUCUUUUUACAGAGCAAUUCGCAGGCCCAAUUUACGCCAAGAGCUGUUGCGAGAAUAAUGCAUGGAAUUGCAAGCCCGGCGUAUCCUUCAACAACAUGGAGUAAAACUCAUUUCUGGGGAAGGUAUACUCGAAUAGACUUUAAGGUAGUGAUGGAAGCAGCAAAGGAAGAACUUAAACAUUUCGUCGGAAAAAAUACGCUCUAACCAUUUUGGACGGAUUGAUUUUACCAUCUGAUAAAUUUGGAUUAGGGGAGCAGAAUCCGUGCAAGACCUGCAUUUAUCCAAGGACCAGGAAUUGAGCUUACUUUGUUCCCUGUCAAGUCGUUGGAAUUAAAUUAAGGAGUUGUGUGGCAUGUUACUGUUGUCGUAAAUGGGGCGCCAGCACACAUCUGUCAUCUCAAGUUGAGACAAGCGAAAGGAAAAAUGAAGCUCUGCCCCGUCUGUGCCUAAUGAUUUGCAUUUUCCAAUUGUCCAUUGGGAAUUGGGAUAGCAUGCGACCUGUGGUUGGAGGAAUCAAGGAUCCACAAUCCUUUGCUGUCUGAUAUUUGUUGUCACCUUGUCCUACAGAGCGAUCCCUCUCAUCUUAAAAGGGAAAAAGGGUUGAUUAACUAGCUCCACUUAUAGGUUUUCCCCCUUUCUUGAAUAGCACUCAGUGCCAAUAAUGUUAUUAUUUGCUUACCUUUAAAUAUCAACACCAAUUUUAAUUAUUUGUUCAUAUAUAUAUUAAUUCAGGUUAGCACAAAACAGUGAAAAUUUUUUUGUUUACCUUUGUUA